Molecule: messenger RNA, 591 nt
Organism: Medioppia subpectinata
Lineage: Eukaryota; Metazoa; Arthropoda; Arachnida; Sarcoptiformes; Oppiidae
Source: the annotation of a GenBank genome assembly
AUGCACGAAGACAAAGAUGGCUUCAAAGAGUCCACUCGCGAACGCAUCGCAAUCUUUCCCUCAAUCGUGACCAGAGCUGAGGAACAUCUCGGUGUGAAAGCGGACGCCACGUGCGAACUCGGCAAGAAGUACCCUGAUGCGAAACACAAAUCGAUUACCGUGUCGCUUGUUAAAGUAUUUGUCAAUUUCGAAGAGGACGAGUUGAAAGUGGAUAAAAUGGCGCCAAAGUAUGAGAGGUUAGGCAAUGGCGUCGAAUGUCCUGAAAAAGUAGAGCUAAUUCUGGAGAAAUGCAAAGAAAUGGGAACAACUAAUGACACGAAUGGCAGAUUGUUGUGGGAUGUAUUGGACAGCUUUAAAUAUAUCGGUUACCAAAAACCCGUAAUCCGUGACGUGAUUAUGGAGAGCCCUAGUAUUUCGAACUACGAGAAAGUUAAUAACUACUGCAAACUGGCCAAUGACACCAUGUUGACAUAUUGCGCGAUACUCAAUUCUAAAGUGGUCGAGUCGAAAAAACUACGCGAUCGUGUUCUUGGUUAUCUAACCGAUGCUGCCAGCCAAAUUAAAGUUAAUCUGGGCGAAGUACUAUGGUAU